AUGUCUCUGGGGCGACUCCUCCGACGUGCCUCUUCAAAAGCUUCUGACCUCCUGACCUUGAAUCCUGGUGGUGGCAGCAGUUCCGCUUCCAUACUUGAUGGGGAGAUUAUCUACUCCAAGAACAAUGUCUGCGUCCAUCCACCUGAGCUGCUGCAAGGCAUCGGGGAGCACCAUCCAGGCUAUUUGUGCUUGUACAUGGAGAAAGAUGAGCUUCUUGGAACCACACUUAUCCUGGCCUGGGUGCCAAACUCCCGCAUUCAGAGGCAGGAUGAGGAAGCCCUGCGCUACAUCACUCCUGAGAGCUCCCCUGUCCGGAAAGCUCCCCGCAAACGCGGCCGCCACGCUCAGGGCUUCGGCGUUGUCCGCCCGCCUUCCCCCACCGAGCAGAGAGGGGCAGUCAUCCUGCGAGGAGAAGACGUCUUGACCGUGUCACAGCUUGGGAAAGAUGUGGCGUACAUCAGCUCCCCCUCUUCGGAAGGGGAGAAGCUCUCCCAGUGCUGCCCAGCAGCAGACGGCACCCGCCGCUCCCCCCAGCCCGCCCGCAGCGACUCAGGAAUCCUCUCGACAAUCAGUUCUCAGGAGGAGCAGAACAGGUCGGAGCUGUCUGUGGAGGAAGGUCUGGACUGCAGGCCAGAGCCAGGGGAGGACGAGGGCUCCUUGGAGCUGUCUGCUGAUGACGUGAGCAGGGACAGUACUUUUGACUCUGAUUCCGAUGCCUUCUCUUCCCCCUUCUGCCUCUCUCCCAUUAGUGAAGCCCUCGGGAAAAGUAGUAGCUCUGUGUUUCUGGAUAACGAAAGCAGGGACACGUGUGACAACCGCCUGACCUGCUCCACCAGCUCUGCCUCCAGCCUCGACACCAGUGCCCACUUCCAGGAGAAUAACGGGCCAACGCAGAGCACCAGAUGGGACGAACAGCAGAAGGUGUUUGCCCUCGAGCAGGUCUGUGGUGUCUUCAGAGUGGACCUGGGACAAAUGCGGUCCCUUCGCCUCUUUUUUAGCGAUGAGGCCUGCACCUGUGGACAACUGGUUGUCGCGAGCAGGGAGAGCCAGUACAAGAUCUUCCAUUUUCACCAUGGUGGCCUGGAUAAGCUGUCGGAGGUGUUUCAGCAGUGGAAGUACUGCACAGAGACCCAUCUCAAGGACCAGCAGCUCACUGACGAGAAGACGUGUAUGCAGUUCUCCAUCCGCCGGCCCAAGCUGCCCUCCUCGGAGACCCACCCCGAGGAGAACACGUACAAGCGCCUGGAUGUCUCUGCCUGGCUCCAUCACCUCAACGAGGCCGGGCAGGUGGAAGAGGAGUACAAGCUGCAGAAGGCCAUUUUCUUUGGUGGGAUUGAUAUUUCCAUCCGUGGGGAGGUGUGGCCCUUUCUCCUGCGCUACUACAGCUACAGGUCCACCUCUGAGGAGAGGGAGGCGCUGAGGCUGCAGAAGAGGAAGGAGUACUUCGAGAUCCAGGAGAAAAGGCUCUCGAUGACUCCAGAUGAACAGAAGGAUUUCUGGCGUAACGUACAGUUCACGGUAGAUAAGGACGUCGUGAGGACUGACCGCAGCAACCAGUUCUUCCGAGGGGAGGACAACCCAAACGUGGAAACUAUGAGGAGGAUUUUGCUGAACUAUGCAGUAUUUAACCCAACAAUUGGAUACUCCCAGGGGAUGUCUGACCUGGUUGCCCCGCUCCUGGCAGAGGUCCUAGAUGAGUCGGAUACUUUCUGGUGCUUUGUAGGAUUGAUGCAGAACACCAUCUUCGUCAGCUCACCCCGGGAUGAGGAUAUGGAGAAACAGCUGAUGUACCUGCGAGAGCUGCUGCGGCUGAUGCACCCGCGCUUCUACCAGCACCUUUCCUCCUUGGGAGAGGAUGGUCUGCAGAUGCUUUUCUGUCACCGAUGGAUCCUCCUCUGUUUUAAACGUGAAUUUCCAGAUGCCGAGGCCCUGCGCAUGUGGGAAGCAUGCUGGGCUCACUACCAGACCGACUACUUCCACCUCUUUAUCUGCGUGGCCAUCGUGGUGAUCUAUGGGGACGAUGUCAUUGAGCAGCAGCUGGCCACCGACCAGAUGCUGCUGCAUUUCAGCAACCUGGCUAUGCACAUGAACGGAGAACUCGUACUCAGGAAGGCCAGGAGUCUGCUCUAUCAGUUCCACCUGCUGCCCCGCAUCCCCUGCAGCCUGCACGACCUCUGCAAGCUGUGUGGGACAGGAAUGUGGGACAGUGGCUUCAUCCCUGCCGUGGAGUGCUCUGGCCAUCACCCGGAGUGCGAGAGCUGCCCGUACGGGGGACUGGCGGAAGUGUCUUCUCCUAAACCAGGAAGUGAAGGCAAGAGAGGCUUGAAAACACGGGACGUCUUUGCUUUCCGAAAAUAGCCGGAGAGGAACAAGGCGUGACAGCGGAAGAGGGAAGGGCAGGAAGGACGUGCCUAGGAAAAAUGUUGAAGACAAAAAUGGAGGGAUAGCUUGUCAAGAGCCCUGAGAAGACUGAAAGGUGGAGGAUGGACGAGGAAUGAAAUCGUUCGACAGGGAAAGGAGAUUCCAGUGCUCUGGUGGUGGAACCUGAACGAAAUGCGUCAACGCAGGAACAGUGUUUGCACGUGCUUGAGUUUGAUUUUGUUAGAAACAUAAAGCUUUUCUAGGUCUUAACAAGGACUUUUUAUUCUGCCUCUGGGAUUGCACUGGUUUGGAACCAGAACUUUGCUACUUGCUGAUGAGAAAUGAGAACACAAGAGAGAGCCAAGCGAGAGCCAGCAGCCUCUGUGGGUCAAGUGGAAGGAGCAGGGCCGUGGCGAGGCCUCUCUGUGCCGUCCCUUCACCCACAGCAUCCCCCACACACGUGCACUCUCAGCUUCAACCAAAAUGUGCAGCUUAGUGGCUUCUCUCUAAAGCCAUAAAGACCAUUUUAAUUAUAAUCUGCCAAAAAUAAACCUGCAGACUAUUGGGAUUGCAA
Calidris pugnax (ruff) is the source of this 2935-nucleotide messenger RNA. RefSeq names its product TBC1 domain family, member 16 (gene TBC1D16). Gene Ontology annotation, biological process: activation of GTPase activity. NCBI's taxonomy places the organism in Eukaryota, Metazoa, Chordata, Aves, Charadriiformes, Scolopacidae. Bases 1 to 2358 code for a protein of 785 amino acids. Gene Ontology annotation, molecular function: GTPase activator activity. The record is from RefSeq and is a predicted model, not a curated record. Gene Ontology annotation, cellular component: early endosome. The transcript has 11 exons.